GGAUUUCAAAGCAGGCCCCGCUCAGUGUGGGCCUCUCGUGUUCGGGUACAGAUAUCGUUCGGAGUUGACGCCGCCGCCGCCGCAGCGUACGACGCGUGUGCAACACCAGUCCGUCGCGGUCGCCGCCACGACUUACGCGCCCGCUGAACGCGCAAGUGUGUGACGUUACGCUGACCCGCCGCCCGAGCGAAGACAGCCAGUGCGGACGCCGCCGCGACACCCUGCACGCGACAACGGUAAUAUCAAUUCCGCCGAGCGAACGCGGAUCGCCCCGCCGGGUCUUCGUCACUCGCCGGCCGUUCGAGUAACAUGCGCGCCGCCGCCGGAACAGCCGCAGCAUCGCGACACGGACAGCAAUGAUCGUCCCGCCGUACCGCCGUUGCCCACCGUCACAAGGUCGUGCUCGUCAACUCGGCUACUGUACAAGCAAAAGACGUCAAUAGGAAUGACAUGAAAGUAAUUGUAUGUCAGUUUGGGGUACAGCCCCCAAGCGAUGGGAGAUAGCGUCGAUAACUACAUAAAUGCCACUGAAUCUGACAUCAUGAUUAAAAGACAAAUGAUUAGAGCCGAAUUUUAUAAUACUUACGAUGUGAUGACUGGAAUUAGAAUUGCAUCCACUUUAGGAGGAUUUUUUUUAAUGAUGGUCCUAUUAGUAUUGUACAAGAGUAAAUGUAAAACUCGAUCGCUUUCUGACCAACAUCUCGAAGCGGUCAUCAAAGCGGCUGUAGACCAAGAAGAACAACUUGCUGCUUUGGCUAAAAGAAGUUCUAGCUCUAGCUAUUGCUCUGGACAUGGUCUUUGUAGAUGUUCUCCGAGAUAUAGUAUGACUGAAAACAGUGUUGCUGAUUGCAAUAAUUGGAACCGUAAAUCUAAGGCCUACCUAUCUGAAACUCAAUAUCAUCCAUAUUCAACUUUAUCUCAAACCAGCAACAAGUUUAUGAAGUCAUCAGUAUUAGAAUACUCUUUCGAAGAGGACGAAGACGAUAAUAUGGAUAAUGAUGAUAUUGAGGACGUAUGUAGCAACAAUGGUUACCGGGUAGCUAAAUGGCUGGAAGUACCAUGUGACCAAAAGUGGAUUCCAAGAGGAAAUAGUGCCAUAACAGUCAGUAGCAACGAUACAAGUUAUUUGGAAGCUAGGGGAUCAUCGUUGAUUGUUGGACAGCCACCGUCUCCAUUGAACCACCCACCACCUGCCGGUUACCCACCGUGGGAGUUCUACUAUCCCAUCGACAUACAAGUGAUCCAGCCAACGCCGUGCAUGUCACCGAGCGGCGGCAGCCAGGAAAGUUUCUCGGACGUGCCCAGGCACACCGAACAGCUGUUGCCGGCCGCGUCCGAGCGGUUCCGGAAACCACCGCAGCCGCCGCGGAAGACGGUGUCGUCGUCGUCGUCCAUGGCGGCGCCCAUCGCCAGCAUCCGGACGUCGUGCAGCAGUUGCAGCGACGACGCCGCUUCCACCGCCACCACGGUCAACUCGUCCGUGUUCGUCGACGAGUGUUGCUGCGCGACCGCGUCGUCACCGCCACCGGCGCAUUCGUCGCAGACCCACGACAACGACUUCGACGACGGCGUGUCGUUAGCGUCACAGCUGACCACCGCCGAACCGGCAAAAGCAUCUUGUGCGAGGCGAUACUCACCGCCGCCGACCACUAACCGCGGUAACGGCACGUAUCGGAUCGACGGCGAUCGCGACGCGGCUAAAACAGUUGGAGGUGCCGCCGUGUCUGCGGUCAGAUCGUACCACGAUUUCAACCGCAGGCCGCAGCAACCGUCGACAGUCGGCCGAAACGUGAUCGUUGUCCAGGCGGACGUCAACCCCGUAGCCGACUCGAUCGUCAACGCCAACUCAUUAUCAGGGUCUUUACGCGCGCUUUACGACGCGUCUAAAGAAACAUUGUUCUAGUUUAAGGCUAAAAUACGUGUCGUGUAAUAUACGUGUUGUUCGGGAAUAUUGUCGUAUGUAUACUUUUAUGUAGGCAUAUAUUAUUGUUGUGUAUUGUAUAAAAUACUUGUGUGCAAGUAUACAUAUUAUAAUGUUUUAGUAAAUAUGUGUAUAAUAUAUUCUAUAUGCAUAUGAAAUCAGGGUCACCUAUACCAUUAAGCAUGCCUGCAGACAUCCACAGCAUCGGUCCUCGAUAAUAGUGGCGCGAAGCUAAGUAAAAAAUAAAAUAAAAUGGCGUAGCAAUCACGACCGGUGCGGCUAUUAUACACACCAAGCAACUCGUUAUCCGAAACAAAUGCUGUAGCGUCUUAUAAUAUUUCAUAAGGGCUAGAGGCCUAUAGAACGAACGGACUGAAUUGUUCCUAUGAGGUAUCAAUAGAUCGAGAAAGUCGUAUACUUUUAAUGAAACAUUCGAUGUGAUUGGUUGAGUAACGUUACACAAUUACGAAAAAAUGUUCAAAAUCAAUGAAUUCUUCAUUCGAUAUUAUUAUAACCAUCGCGUUCAACGUUGGCUGGCAGUGGUGGUAUCGAUGGUAUAAUCUCUUGUUCCAAAUCCUACCUAUGUUAGUCUAUAAGGUUUGGCUAUAAGGUUCAAACUAUAUUGAUAUUCAAAUAAAAAGAGUACUUCAUUAAUAAAUCUUGUAAAACAUUCUAGUGAGAAAAAAAUUUAAAAAUGUGAUUUAAUUUGGAAACUGAGUUAAUAAUUGUUUAAUCUGUAGAAAUAUAUCGAUUCGAUUUAAUAAUAAAAUAUUACACUAUUUAAAAUAUAUCAUAUUGAUGACGAUCCUAUAUAAAUUGAUUUAUACCUAUUUGUUUUCGCCUGAGAGUUUACUAAAUUUAGAUUAAUACAUUUCAAAAGAUCAGAUCAUUUACUUGGUUUCUGUUUUAUUUUAAAUUUUUAAAGGCUAUUAUUUUUAAGUUUAUUUUUUACACUGAGUCAACUAAGUGUUUUUAUCGGGUUAUACUUCAACUAUCGUCGAACUUUUAUUGACUGAUACCGUGUUGUUUUUCCAGUUAGCUGUCUAAAACGCCACCAUUGCCGCCGAUAAUCUGUCGUAUCGUUAUGAUUAAAUGCCACUCUGUUUUAUCAUUACCUACUACUGCUGGGUUAUUAAAAUAAAAUUUCGGAAAAGUCCGUCAUCUGGGUGUGAAACGUCGUUAUUAAUUAUCUGGUGGUACCCUAACACCUCGCCUUUUCGUACCACCUCCCACGAUAAAUCAUCUCGGGAUGAUAAUAAUAAUAUGAUAAUACAUGACACUCCGUAAUGACUAAAUAUUGUAUAAAGGCUAUUUGUGCAUUUUUUAAAUGUUAUUCUUGAACGGGAUCCACAUGCGAAUCUUGUAUAAAUGAAAAUAGCGAAUAGUGCCCGUGCAUCAUAUAAUAAUACCUAUAUAUAAGCAUGUAGACGAAUAGGAGUGUGUAUCUUAUGUGUGUUAUACGUAUAAUAUAUUAUUAUGACUUAUAGAAUACUACCAAAUUAUAUAUGUUAUAAAUUAUAGAAUAUCUAUGUUCGUCCCCGUCAAAAACUUUCAUAAAAUUAAUAUUUUCGACUGUGUUUGAAGUUCCGCGAUUGUUGUAUAAUCUGUAAAAUAUAUUUUGAUUUACCAAAAUGAUCGUUUAAGUAACGACUAAUACGUUAGUAAAAGUUUGGGUAGAAUUCGAUUGUGUACGGUGCUUAAUCACAAAAACUUUUUCAAAUAACACGAUUUCGUACGGUAAUUUAAUUUUAUUCGAGUGCGAUGUUGCCAAAUUUUACAAAGUAUACAGAAUACAGAUAUAAUACAAAUUCAAAAUAAAACAAAUCUAUAGAAUAACAAACAAUAAAUAAACAACAGCCAAUGCCAAAGUGUUCAUCCAACACUUGUACCAAUACUAAACAAGGUCCAUUAAGACACGUAUAUUUGUGUUCAAACAUGUGCUUAGUUUAACACAUUAUAUACAAUAUAUGUAUUUGUAUACAAUCAUUUAUAUUUUUAUUUAUAAUUUUUUUUUAAUAUUUAUUUGAACUACAAUGUUUAACUACAGCAUUAAGACCUACUGGGAAAAAUAAGCAACAAUUUAUUUUUACCCAUAAAACCCUCUAAUUCGAUUUUUUGAACUUUGACCUAUAAAAAAUAUUUCAACAGUGACAUUUAAAAAAUUGUAUGUUAAUUAUAAAUGUUACAACAUUAUUUAUUGAGUAGAUAACUAUAACAUAUAACAUAUUUUAUGUAUUACUUUUUUAUAUGUCAAAAUACACACUUCAAAAAAGGUAAAUCAUACGCAAAAUAGCACAAUCGGGUUCUAUCCAAAAAAUGUAUGUUUAUACGCGUGGAUGUGUUGAGCACACGAGAAUAUUAGAUUGAUAAAAUAUGGUUUUUUUUUUCUAGCAGCAUAAUGAUAUAAUAAGUUAAUUUAAAUUCCAUUCAGAAUAGGAAAUGCAAAUAUCGUAAAAUUCUCGUAUAAGGUAAAGGUAUACUUUUGUGUAAAUUUUAAGUAAAACCUUGUGUUUAAUUGUAUAAUAAAUAUUUUAUCGUAGUGUGUACCUACUUGAACCAAAAUUAUUUAAUUUAAUAUCUAUAUAAUGUGAGUUAGCUGCGUGUUACAAUUUAAAAUUUAAAAUUAAGCUAUUAUAUAAUGUGUCAAUGCUAGUACAUUCGACGUAACGAAUUUAGGUAGGUAGGUUAUAUUAUCUCUGGCCGAAUGAAGGAUAAUAAUAUUAUAAGUUAUAACCAAUUAAUUCUAAGCGGCCUAAUGUUUGUGUCAUUACUUAAUCACAAUAACAAUGGUAUGAUAUAGGUUCAAUAAUUUUUUGAAAACAAUGUUAUUAUUAAUUUUCAUUUGUUGUGUUUGUUACAUAAACUUAUCUAAAGUUCACACGUUACAUAUUAUUGUGUUGAGUACAGGGUAUUUUUUGAGACACGAAUUUAAGGUUUGCGAUGAAAAGGAAUUAACAUAAUAUGUUAGCUAACAUCAAUGUUAUGCUUGUUAUGAUUUGUAAAAUUUUUAUGAAUGUCGUCUCAAAUUAUCCAAGCAAAUACUCUUAAAUUAAUCUUAUCACAUAAUGCAAAUGCCUAAUUUGCAUGAAACAUUUUUUUAAAUGAAAAAAACUAUUUUUUAUUUGUACGAGAAUCUCUAUGUCUACCAAAAGGGCAUAUAUAAUAUGAAUUAUGAAUAAAAUAUAACGUUCUUAUUUGUUAAGUUUUUUUUAAAAAAAAUAUAACAUAAUAUAUUAAAAUAUUAUGAUGUACGUUCAUCUUGUAUAUGAAGAACCUAAAUGUGUUCGCGACGUGAAAAAAAGCGGUUAAGAUUUGUAUCACGAAUAUAUGAUUCGUUUUUUCGUUUUAAUUGUAUUAUAAUGUAUUACUGUAUAAUAUAUUGUCGUAUAAAUAUUAAAAAUUGUUUAUCAAACGUAUAAAAUGAUAAGACCCAUACAUAUUAUGUUCAUGAAUAUAGGUACUAGCUGGUGUGUUUUGAUCAGAAACUACGGGAAACCGUUUCAGUAAUCAUCCGUAGUACUGUUAAGUUUCGGUUGCUUUCUUAUUAUGUACGAGGGUCGUCACGUUUAAAUUGUGAGAUGUUAGUAAUGAAAUAAUUUUUAAAUUAUAUUUUAUAAUAAAUUUGUAUAAUUAUAUAUACGAUUUGUUGUGUUUCUAUUGAGUGUUAUAAUCAUGGUAAUAUUUUAGUUGUAUUCAAAAAUACUAAUAUGUGUGUAAACUAAAGCUUACCUGUACAAACCAUUUUGAAUAGUUCACAGUACUUAUAAAGUUUAUAAUUUACCCGUAGAAAUCGAUUCUGAUUGUUUUUGUAAAGAUGAACCGAAAAAUUAUUGUUAACCUUUGAAUAAUAAAAUAAAAUCAUGUACAACACAUAA
This is a messenger RNA of Rhopalosiphum padi (bird cherry-oat aphid), 5796 nucleotides long. RefSeq lists its product as uncharacterized. The record is from RefSeq and is a predicted model, not a curated record. The transcript has 7 exons. Lineage: Eukaryota; Metazoa; Arthropoda; Insecta; Hemiptera; Aphididae. Bases 494 to 1903 code for a protein of 469 amino acids.